This is a messenger RNA of Purpureocillium lilacinum, 2034 nucleotides long. RefSeq lists its product as uncharacterized. Lineage: Eukaryota; Fungi; Ascomycota; Sordariomycetes; Hypocreales; Ophiocordycipitaceae. The record is from RefSeq and is a predicted model, not a curated record.
AUGAAGUUCUCUCAGGCACUCGUCGCCUCUUGGGCUACCCUCGCUCUUUCAGCUCCGGUGCUGCAUCCGGGGGCUACUACUACUGGCGGAGGCCUGGAGUCUCCCGCCGUCAGCGAGGUCAACAAUGGUCUUGACCCGGCCGAGGGCGAGGUCAAACCCCCUACUAUCAACGUCGACGACAACGACAAAGACAAGGACAACGAGGUCGAUGGAGAGCAGGGCGUGGUGGAUGAGGACUCUUGCGAGAUCCUGCCCGAGGGCGAUGAUGCUGGCGGAAAGGGACCCGAGUCGCAGAUCUCGGGUUCUGCUACUCUUCCUUCCACGCCCGAGGCCACGCAGUCCGGCACCUCGGCCAGCGAAGAGGAGGAGGGAGAUGAGUGCCCCGUCGAGGAGGCAUCGGCCGGCGGAAGCGGUGCUGAGACUGCCUCUACCGGCGAGGGUUCGAGCACUCCCGCAGAGGUCCCCGCCGAGGGUACUGACAAGCCUGACGGCCCUGCCUCUGCCGGCGCGUCUCCUGAAGGUGACGACGAGGAUGCGUGUGAGGCCGACGAGCAGUCUGAAGGCCCGGAAGCGAGCACCACCGACGACGAUAUGACGGGCGAUGCCGACAAUGAGGACGAUGAGUGUGACGCCGAAGAUGGCGGUGACACCACUGGCGAGGGACCCAUCCCCGCUGGCACCAACGAAGGCGAGACUCCCGGCCCUGCCCCUCCCUCUGGUUCCACGACUCCCGGACAGGAGAGCCCGGAGGGCCCCGGAGGCGCUCCCCCCACCCAAGAGGGCGGCAACUCUUCUCCUCCCACGGCCCCUGGCAACCAGGGUGAGCCUCCCGCCGGUUCUCCCCCCUCGGGCAAGCCUGUGCCCGGCGAGGGUUCCAACGGCUCCGGUGGUGACGCUGCGCAACCCCCGAGCGGACAAGGCUCUUCUACUGGAACCGAGACCAACGUGAACGUUGACGUCUCUACCUCAUCUGAGCAGGGCAACGGAGGUAGCGGCCCCCAGAGUCCUCCCACCCCAGGCAACCCUGGCAAGGAGAACACCCCUGAGAACUCCGGCGAUGUUCCUUCCACCACCGGCACUUCCACUGAGGACAAGCCUCUUCGGGGUGACCAGCCUGAGAUCCCCAAUGGGCCCUCCACCCCGACCAAGCCCGUCCACAAUGGGCCUGAGAUGGACGACGAGGUUCCUUCGGCCCCUCCCGGCGCUGACUCGCCCGCUUCGAACGAAGCCGGCAGCGGGACCAACAUCAACGUGAACGUCACCGGCUCGGUUACCAGCGAGCAGGAGGGAAACAACUCUCCCGGUGCUGGAGGCUCUUCGAACACUCCUGGAAACGGCCCGUCCCCUUCGCAGGUCCCUGGCCAGGGCGACAACGCCGCGCCUCCCAGCGGAUCGUCUCCUGGCGGUGACAUGCCCACCGGCUCGUCCACGUCCACCCCCGAGGCGCCGGGCGCCGAAGGCGAGACCCCGGCCGGUGGCUCCACUCCGCCCGGCAACAAGCCUUCCGGUCCCCCUACCACCGGCUCUUCCACCACUCCUGAGGCCCCUGGCAGCGAGGGCGGCGAGACACCCGUGCCUGGCACGGUCGGCACUGAGACGCCCAGCGGCCCUACUGGCGGCGAGCAGCCUCCCUCCGGCCCGCCUACCAGCACUGGAGGCGAGACGUCGACCCCUGAGGGUGAGGAGGAUGAGUGCCCUGCUGAUGAGGAGAAUGAGGUGGACGCUGGCGAGGAGGAUGAGUGCCCUGCUGAGGAGGGCGACGAGGUGCCGGGUGCUGGCACCACCACCGGCACCAACACGAGCGAAACCGCCGAGGAGGGAGAUGAGUGCCCCGCGGAUGAGGACGUCGAGGGGGGCAGCAGCUCUGCUACUCCCACCGGCGACGAGUCCGCCGCGACUCCCUCCGCGUCGGCCGACGCUGGAAGCACCACCGAGGCGACCCAGUCCAGCGCCGAGGGCGAGGAGGGGGACGAUGAGUGCCCCGCCGACGAGGAUAACGAGAUUGACUCGGAGCUCUCCUCAGAGAGCGCCUAG